AUGACUGGUUAUGACCUCCUAAAGGCUGUCAUGGAACAGAGCUGCCAAAAACCCCUUCCUGUGAUCGUAAUGUCAUCAGAAAACGAGCCACAGAGAAUCAACAGGUGCCGAGCUAUUGGAGCCGAGGAUUUCAUCAUCAAACCUCUCCAAGCUAAUGACGUUCUGAGACUGAGAAGCUACGCUCGAACAGGACCGCCGCCGCCGCCAUCGUCGUCUGCCAAGGCGGGCACCAAGAGGAAAAUGACAAGCGAGUUGAUGGCUGAGAGCGGACGCGGUGGCUCGGAAAGACGACGGCCGCGCCUUACCGGGCCGGCGAUGGCGUGA
Messenger RNA from Musa acuminata AAA Group (dessert banana), 324 nucleotides. Its product is annotated as two-component response regulator ORR2-like. Gene Ontology annotation, biological process: cytokinin-activated signaling pathway; phosphorelay signal transduction system. NCBI's taxonomy places the organism in Eukaryota, Viridiplantae, Streptophyta, Magnoliopsida, Zingiberales, Musaceae. Bases 1 to 324 code for a protein of 107 amino acids. The transcript is spliced from 3 exons. The record is from RefSeq and is a predicted model, not a curated record.